CUCCUCUAUCGCUGUACUUUUUUACAACCGCAGUGAACACGGUGGCUUUAUCUACUCGGACUUCGGUGGCAAUAACUUGCAAGGUACGUACAGGGCUACCUAAACCUCCACAAACUUUUCCAUUUCAAACGUUUUAGGCAUGUGUUUAUGUUCUGAUUUUCCAAGUCGUUGAGAAGAAAAGAACAGAAACGUUUAUAGACAGAUCGACAGAGGAGUGGAGAAGUGAGACUUGAAUAUAACUAUAUAAAAAUUGCAGUAUUUUUGCUGUUGCUAUACUUCUUUUGGUAGCUAUGGAGCGUUAUGAGAUUAUCAAGGAUAUUGGGUCUGGAAAUUUUGGGGUGGCUAAGCUGGUCAGAGAUAAAUGGACUAAAGAGUUCUUUGCUGUUAAGUUUAUCGAGAGAGGCCAAAAGAUUGACGAGCAUGUGCAAAGGGAAAUUAUGAAUCAUAGGUCAUUGAAGCAUCCCAAUAUAGUUAAAUUUAAGGAGGUCCUGUUAACUCCCACCCAUUUAGCUAUUGUGAUGGAAUACGCUGCAGGAGGAGAACUUUUUGAGAGGAUAUGCAAUGCUGGUAGAUUUAGUGAGGACGAGGCAAGGAUUUUCUUCCAACAACUGAUAUCGGGAGUAAGUUACUGUCACUCAAUGCAAAUUUGUCACAGAGAUCUUAAGCUUGAAAAUACACUCCUAGAUGGCAGCACAGCGCCGCGUGUCAAGAUCUGCGACUUCGGGUAUUCAAAGUCAGCUGUGUUGCAUUCUCAGCCAAAAUCUACCGUGGGCACCCCAGCUUACAUUGCCCCGGAAGUUCUAUUAAAAAAGGAAUAUGAUGGGAAGAUCUCAGAUGUAUGGUCCUGUGGGGUUACCCUAUAUGUAAUGCUAGUCGGGGCAUACCCAUUUGAAGAUCCUGAUGAUCCAAAAAACUUCAGAAAGACAAUCGGGAGGAUACUCAGUGUCAACUAUUCAAUUCCGGAUUAUAUUCGUGUUUCUGUAGAGUGCAAUCAUCUUUUAUCGCGAAUAUUUGUGGCUAACCCUGAAAAGAGAAUUACCAUUCCAGAAAUAAAAAAUCAUCCAUGGUUCUUAAAGAACUUGCCUAUAGAGCUGAUGGAAGGACAAAGCUGGCAGAGCAUUGACGUCAACAACCUGUCCCAAAGCAUUGAAGAAGUCCUGUCUAUAAUACAGGAGGCAAGCAAACCAGUCUCCCUGUCAAAGGCUGUAGGGCAUUUGCUUGGAGGCAGCAUGGAUCUUGAUGACUUGGAUGCUGACGCAGACCUUGAAGAUAUCGAGACAAGUGGUGAUUUCGUGUGCCCAUGAUGAUUAAAACUAUGUAAAUAGAUUGUCAACUUUCCUGAGGUAUUGUCUCAAUGAUUGUGAGCACCAGAUCUUCACUAAGGAACUCUUUACACAGUAUAAUCCAUGUUUGGCCAUGUGGCAUAUGGAUGCCCCAUCUGUAGAUCCCUUGUGUUUCUUUGUUCAAUCGAUCACAGCAACAUUUUGUAAGGUCUUGACGUGCAUGGCAUGGUUAAUUCAGAUACCUCUAGAACCC
This is a messenger RNA of Populus trichocarpa (black cottonwood), 1536 nucleotides long. Its product is annotated as serine/threonine-protein kinase SAPK2. Gene Ontology annotation, biological process: protein phosphorylation; intracellular signal transduction. The coding region runs from base 291 to 1304 and encodes 337 amino acids. Gene Ontology annotation, molecular function: protein serine/threonine kinase activity; ATP binding. The record is from RefSeq and is a predicted model, not a curated record. NCBI's taxonomy places the organism in Eukaryota, Viridiplantae, Streptophyta, Magnoliopsida, Malpighiales, Salicaceae. The transcript has 9 exons.